Molecule: messenger RNA, 216 nt
Organism: Trematosphaeria pertusa
Lineage: Eukaryota; Fungi; Ascomycota; Dothideomycetes; Pleosporales; Trematosphaeriaceae
Product: high mobility group box
Exons: 2
Source: RefSeq, a predicted model, not a curated record
GAUCCCAACGCCCCCAAGCGUGGUCUUUCCGCCUACAUGUUCUUCGCCAACGAGCAGCGUGAGAAGGUGCGAGAGGACAAUCCCGGCAUCAAGUUCGGCGAGGUCGGCAAGAUGCUCGGUGAGAAGUGGAAGACUCUCUCCGAAAAGCAGCGCGCUCCCUAUGAGGCCAAGGCUGCGGCCGACAAGAAGCGCUACGAGGAGGAGAAAGCUGCCUAU